GAACCGCCACACUGAAUCAGACCAUUGACAUCUGCAAGCAUUUCACUAACCUCUGCCUGAACGGCCGCUGCAUCCCCACCCCGUCCAGCUACCGCUGCGAGUGCAACAUGGGCUCCAAGCAGGACGUGCGCGGGGAGUGCAUCGAUGUGGACGAGUGCUCCAGCAGCCCCUGUGUGCACGGCGACUGCGUGAACACGCCUGGCUCCUACCACUGCAAGUGCCACGAAGGUUUCCAGAGCACCCCCACAAAGCAGGCGUGCAUCGAUAUCGAUGAGUGCAUCAUGAACGGCGUGAUGUGCAGGAACGGCCGCUGUGUUAACACCGACGGCAGCUUCCAGUGUAUCUGCAACGCUGGCUUUGAGAUCACCCCUGAUGGCAAGAACUGUGUUGAUCAUGAUGAAUGUGCCACGACCAACAUGUGCCUCAACGGGAUGUGUAUCAACGAGGACGGCAGCUUCAAAUGUAUCUGCAAGCCUGGUUUUGUGCUGGCUCCCAACGGGCGGUACUGUGUCGACAUCGACGAGUGCGAGACACCGGGAAUCUGCAUGAACGGCUGGUGCAUCAACACGGAGGGCUCGUUCCGCUGCGAGUGCCUCGGGGGCCUGGCUAUCGGGGUGGACGGACGAGUCUGCGUGGACACCCACAUGCGCAGCACCUGUUACGGAGGCAUUAAAAAGGGCACGUGUGCUCGUCCCUUCCCGGGAGCCGUCACCAAGUCCGAGUGCUGCUGCGCUAACCCAGACCACGGCUUCGGAGAGCCCUGCCAACCCUGUCCGGCCAAAAAUUCCGCGGAAUUCCAGGCACUCUGCAGCAGUGGCAUUGGAAUAACAGCUGAUGGCAGAGACAUCAACGAGUGUGCCCUCAACCCGGACAUCUGCCCCAACGGCAUGUGCGAGAACCUGCGCGGGAGCUACCGCUGCAUCUGCAACCUGGGCUACGAGUCGGAUCCCACGGGCAAGAACUGCGUGGACGUCGACGAGUGCACUGUCAACCGUUUGCUGUGUGACAACGGACUGUGCCGCAACACACCUGGCAGCUACACCUGCACCUGCCCCAAGGGCUUUGUCUUCAGGACUGAGACAGAUACCUGUGAAGAUAUCAAUGAGUGCACCUCUAACCCUUGCGUGAACGGUGUCUGCAGGAACAAUGCUGGCUCCUUCGCUUGCGAGUGCUCGCCAGGCAGCAAGCUGGACCCCAGUGGCACCAUCUGUGUGGACAGCAUGAAAGGGACCUGCUGGCUCAACAUCCAGGACGGGCGUUGCGAGGUGAACAUCAACGGGGCCACGCUGAAGUCGGAGUGCUGCGCUACGCUGGGAGCCGCGUGGGGCAGCCCCUGCGAGCGCUGUGAGAUCGAUACUGCCUGUCCCCGGGGAUAUGCCAGGAUGAAGGGGGUCACGUGUGAAGAUGUGAAUGAGUGCGAGGUCUUCCCUGGCGUGUGCCCAAACGGGCGCUGUGUGAACACGGCUGGCUCCUUUCGGUGCGAGUGUCCAGAAGGACUGACCCUUGACGGCACUGCUAGGACCUGUGUGGACGUGCGUGUGGAACAGUGCUACAUGAAAUGGGAUGAAGACGAGUGUACAGAGCCUCUGCCGGGCAAAUACCGGAUUGAUAUGUGCUGCUGCUCCGUGGGCUCAGCCUGGGGCAUUGACUGUGAAGAAUGCCCCAAGAUCGGCUCCAGCGAGUACAAGGCCAUCUGCCCGCGGGGACCCGGCUUUGCCAACCGAGGAGACGUGCUUUCAGGAAGGCCCUUCUACAAAGAUGUGAAUGAAUGUAAGGUCUUCUCUGGCCUGUGCACCCAUGGGACCUGCCGAAACACCAUUGGCAGCUUCAGGUGUAUCUGUGGCAAUGGCUUUGCUUUGGAUGCUGAAGAAAAGAACCCCACAGACAUCGAUGAGUGCCGCAUCUCACCAGACCUGUGUGGCCAUGGCACCUGUGUCAACACGCCGGGCAGCUUCGAGUGCGAGUGCUUCGAAGGCUACGAGAGCGGCUUCAUGAUGAUGAAGAACUGCAUGGAUAUCAACGAGUGCGAGCGGGACCCGCUGCUGUGCCGAGGUGGGAUCUGCAUGAACACAGACGGCAGCUUUGAGUGCAUCUGCCCCCCUGGGCACGAGCUGACGGCCGAAGGGAACACUUGCGUAGACAUCAACGAAUGCUCCCUCAGUGACAACCUGUGUCGCAACGGACGCUGCGUCAACGUCAUCGGUACCUACCAGUGCGCCUGCGAUUCGGGCUUCCAGGCCACGCUGGACAGGCAAGGCUGUGUCGACAUCGACGAGUGCACCAUAACCAACGGCGGCUGCGACACGCACUGCUCCAACUCGGAGGGCAGCUACGAGUGCAGCUGCAGUGAAGGCUACGCGCUGAUGCCGGACAAGAGGUCAUGUGCAGAUAUUGAUGAAUGUGAGGAUAAUCCCGACAUCUGUGACGGUGGGCAGUGCACUAACAUCCCUGGGGAGUACCGCUGCCUCUGCUUCGACGGCUUCAUGGCAUCCCUGGACAUGAAGACCUGUAUUGAUGUGAACGAAUGUGAUCUCAACCCUAACAUCUGCCUGCACGGCGAGUGCGAAAACACAAAGGGCUCCUUCAUCUGCCACUGCCAGCUGGGCUACUUUGUCAAGAAGGGAACCACAGGCUGCACAGACAUUGAUGAAUGCGAGAUCGGGGCUCACAACUGCGACAUGCACGCCUCCUGCAUCAACGUGCCAGGGAGCUUCAAAUGCAAGUGUCGCACAGGCUGGCUUGGAGACGGGCUGAAGUGCAACGAUCUGGACGAGUGUGCAACUGAAGAGCACAAGUGCAACCUGAAUGCCAACUGCAUCAACACACCAGGCUCCUACCGCUGCGCCUGCCGGGAAGGCUUCAACGGGGAUGGCUUCUCCUGCUCAGAUGUGGACGAGUGUGCAGAAAAUGUGAACCUGUGUGAGAAUGGACAGUGUCUCAAUGCACCUGGGGGUUACCGCUGCGAGUGCGAGAUGGGCUUCAAUCCCACAGAGGACAGCAAGGCGUGCCAGGACAUUGAUGAAUGCACCUUCCAGAACAUCUGUGUCUUUGGGACCUGCCAGAACCUGCCCGGGAUGUUCCGCUGCGCCUGUGAUGAUGGCUAUGAGCUGGACAGGAGUGGAGGCAACUGCACAGACAUCAAUGAGUGUGCAGACCCUGUGAACUGUAUCAACGGCUUGUGUGUCAACACCCCUGGCAGCUACCUCUGCAACUGUCCGCAGGACUUCGAGCUGAACCCCACCGGUGUGGGCUGUGUGGAUACCCGUGUUGGGAAUUGCUUCCUGGACACGCAGGAUCGAGGAGAUGGGGGGAUCUCCUGCAGCGCAGAGAUUGGUGUUGGGGUCACUCGAGCAUCCUGCUGCUGCUCGCUGGGACGUGCCUGGGGCAACCCCUGCGAGCUCUGUCCUCCAGCCAACACAACCGAGUACAAGACUUUGUGCCCUGGAGGAGAAGGUUUCCGGCCAAACCCCAUCACGGUCAUCCUGGAAGGUAAGCCAACUCCUCCCCCAUGUCCCCGCAGCAGGGGCUUGGGUGCUGGGGGAGCCCACCCCCGUAUGGGCACUCUGCCACCCACCCGUACCUUGUGCCCUUCUGCACCUGCGCCCCCUGCUUUGACCUCCAGUCUCCUUUACUUGGCAGAUAUUGAUGAGUGCUCUGCUCACAUCGGGAUCUGCGGCCCUGGGACCUGCUACAACACCCUCGGCAACUACACCUGCGUGUGUCCCCCUGAGUACAUGCAAGUCAACGGAGGAAAUAACUGCAUGGGUAUGGCGUGGUCCAAAUCUGCGGGGAGGAGCGUGUGCUACCGCAACUACAACGACACGUGUGAGAACGAGCUCUCCUUCAACAUGACCAAGAAGAUGUGCUGCUGCUCCUACAACAUUGGCAAGGCCUGGAACAAGCCAUGCGAGCCCUGCCCCACGCCAGCCAGCCCCGAGUACCAGAUCCUCUGUGGGAACCAGGCGCCUGGCUUCAUCAUCGACAUCCACACAGGAAAGCCGAUCGAUAUCGAUGAGUGCAGCGAGAUCCCGGCUAUCUGCACCAACGGCGUCUGCAUCAACCAGAUCGGCAGCUUCAGGUGCGAGUGUCCCAUCGGCUUCAGCUACAACAACAUCCUGCUCAUCUGCGAAGACAUCGACGAGUGCAGCAGUGGGGAGAACCUUUGUCAGCGCAACGCGGACUGCAUCAACAUCCCGGGCAGUUACCGGUGCGAAUGCUCAACUGGAUACAAGCUGUCACCCAGCGGAGCCUGCGUGGGUCGCAACGAAUGCCAGGAGAUCCCCAACGUCUGCAGCCACGGGGACUGUGUUGACCCCGAGGGCAGCUACGUCUGCAUCUGCCACAAUGGCUUCAAGGCCACGGGGGAGCAGACCAUGUGCAUGGACAUUGAUGAGUGUGACCGACAGCCCUGUGGAAACGGGACGUGCAAGAACACGGUUGGCUCCUACAACUGCCUCUGCUUCCCUGGCUUUGAGCUCACGCACAAUAACGACUGCAUGGACAUUGAUGAGUGUUCAUCCCUGGUGGGGCAGGUGUGUCGAAACGGGCAGUGCAUCAACAGCAUCGGCUCCUUCCAGUGCCUGUGCCAAGAGGGGUAUGACCGGACCCCUGAUGGGAAGAACUGUGUGGACAUCAAUGAGUGUGUGAGCCUGCCUGGGACCUGCUCCCCGGGCACCUGCCAGAACCUGGAGGGUUCCUUCCGCUGUAUCUGCCCCCCUGGGUACGAGGUGCAGAACGACAACUGCAUCGAUAUCAAUGAGUGUGAAGAGGAGCCCAACAUCUGCCUUUUCGGGACGUGCACCAACACCCCCGGCAGCUUCCAGUGUGUCUGCCCUCCAGGCUUUGUGCUGUCUGACAACGGCCGACGCUGCUUCGAUACUCGCCAAAGCUUCUGCUUCACUCGCUUUGACAACGGGAAGUGCUCUGUCCCCAAGGCCUUCAACACCACCAAGGCUCGGUGCUGCUGCAGCAAGAUGCCUGGAGAAGGUUGGGGAGACCCGUGUGAGCUGUGCCCGCAGGAGGGGAACGUUGCCUUCCAAGAGCUGUGUCCUUAUGGUCAUGGAGCCAUCCCAGGCCCAGGUGACACCCGAGAAGAUGUUAACGAGUGCUCAGAGAACCUGGGUGUCUGCGUAAAUGGGGCCUGCAUUAACACCGACGGGUCCUUCCGCUGCGAGUGCCCCUUCGGGUACAACCUGGACUACACAGGAGUCAACUGCGUGGAUACCGACGAGUGCUCCAUUGGCAACCCCUGUGGGAACGGCACCUGCACCAACGUGGUGGGAGGCUUCGAGUGCACCUGUGAUGAGGGCUUUGAGCCAGGUCCCAUGAUGACAUGUGAAGAUAUCAAUGAGUGUGCCCUGAACCCCCUGCUCUGUGCUUUCCGCUGCAUCAACACCUUUGGCUCCUACGAGUGCACCUGCCCAUCUGGAUAUGCCCUCCGAGAAGACAGAAGAAUGUGCAGAGAUCUGGAUGAGUGCGCAGAGGGACUGCAUGACUGCGAGUCUCGAGGGAUGCUGUGCAAGAAUCUCAUCGGCACCUUCAUGUGCAUCUGCCCACCAGGAAUGCAGCGCAGGCCUGACGGAGAGGGCUGCACAGAUGAGAACGAGUGUCGCACCAAGCCUGGCAUCUGCCCCAAUGGCCGCUGCAUCAACACGGUGGGAAGUUACCGCUGCGAUUGCAAUGAAGGUUUUGAAGUCAGCCCCUCUGGCACAGAGUGUAUUGACACUCGCCAAGGAUUCUGCUUCACGGAAGUGCUGCAGACCAUGUGCCAGAUGUCCUCCACCAACCGCAACCUGGUCACCAAAUCUGAGUGCUGCUGCAACAGCGGGCGCAGCUGGGGCCCCCAGUGUGAGCUCUGUCCCCUUCCUGGAACUGCCCAGUACAAGAAAAUGUGUCCUCAUGGGCCAGGCUACUCCACUGAUGGGAGAGACAUCGACGAGUGCAAGGUGCUGCCCAACCUCUGCAAGAACGGGCAGUGCAUCAACAGCAUCGGCUCCUUCCGCUGCCACUGCAGGCUGGGGCACACUGCGGCCCUCCCAGGGGCCACUGCGGACAUCACAGGGACAGCCUGCGUGGAUCUGGAUGAGUGUAACCAGUCCCCUAAGCCCUGUAACUUCAUCUGCAAGAACACAGAAGGCAGCUACCAGUGCUCCUGCCCCCGAGGGUACAUUCUGCAAGAAGAUGGGAAGGUCUGCAAAGACUUGGAUGAAUGUUCCACCAAGCAGCACAACUGCCAGUUCCUCUGUGUGAACAUCAUCGGGGGAUUCAAUUGCAAAUGCCCCCCAGGCUUCACUCAGCACCACUCAUCCUGCAUCGACAAUAAUGAAUGCACGGCUCAGCCUUCUCUGUGUGGAGCCAAAGGACAGUGUCUGAACACGCCGGGCAGCUACAACUGCGAGUGCCAGAAAGGAUUCUCCCUGGACAGCUCUGGUGUCAACUGCGAAGAUGUGGACGAGUGCGAUGGAAACCAUCGGUGCCAGCACGGCUGCCAGAACGUGCUCUACCGCUGCGGCUGCCCGCAGGGCUACGUCCAGCACUACCAGUGGAACCAGUGCGUGGAUGAGAACGAAUGCUCCAGCCCCACAACCUGUGGCUCCGCCUCCUGCUACAACACUCUGGGAAGUUUCAAGUGCGUCUGCCCGUCCGGCUUCGAUUUUGACCAAGCCUUUGGUGGGUGCCAGGACGUGGAUGAAUGCUCGGCAGGAGGCAGCCCCUGCAGUUACGGCUGCUCCAACACGGACGGAGGCUAUCUCUGCGGCUGCCCUGGGGGCUACUUCCGAGCAGGACAAGGACACUGCAUUUCUGGCAUGGGUUUCGGGAAAGGUACCUACCUUCCUGCCCCCCAAGAGGAGGAUGAAGACAACCUGCUCUCCCCUGAAACCUGCUAUGAGUGCAAGAUAAACGGCUACCCCAAGAGGGGUCGGCAGCGACGCAGUGUCAAUGGCACCGAGAAGCACCAGGAUCACACUGUGAACUUGGCCAGCAUGGAUGUGGAUGCUCCUCUGUCCAUGACGCUGAACCUCACUGACCUGGCUCACAAGGAGCACAUCCUGGAGCUCCUGCCAGCCGUGGAGCCCCUGGAGAACCGUGUGCGGUACCUGAUCUCCCACGGCAACGAGGAUGGCUACUUCCGCAUCCACCAAAAAGAGGGGCUCAGCUACCUGCACCUCGGCCGCAAGAAAAUCGUGCCUGGCACCUACCUGCUGGAAAUCGUGAGCGUGCCCCUGUACCGCAAGAGGGAACUGCAGAAACUAGAGGCCAAGAACCACCUCAACUACUUAGCAGGGGAGCUGGGCCAAGCACUGAGGAUGAAGCUCCAGCUCCAGCUCUACUAA
Apaloderma vittatum (bar-tailed trogon) is the source of this 7334-nucleotide messenger RNA. Its product is annotated as fibrillin-2-like. Gene Ontology annotation, molecular function: calcium ion binding. NCBI's taxonomy places the organism in Eukaryota, Metazoa, Chordata, Aves, Trogoniformes, Trogonidae. The record is from RefSeq and is a predicted model, not a curated record.